Schistosoma rodhaini is the source of this 3099-nucleotide messenger RNA. The record is from the annotation of a GenBank genome assembly. NCBI's taxonomy places the organism in Eukaryota, Metazoa, Platyhelminthes, Trematoda, Strigeidida, Schistosomatidae.
AUGUUGUGGAGUUUACUAUCUUCAUUUCACCGUAAUCGGUUUCAUUGCAAUUUUGUUCAAACUUUAUGUCAUCAACAUGAUUUACUUGGGAUUAGAGUAAUGAGAAGUUUAUCGAAUGGAUCAAAUAUCUUUAGUAUAGAUGAGAAACCGGAAGCUCCAGAAGCAGACUUCGUGCACCGACAUAUUGGUCCAUCUGAGAAAGAUAUCAAUCACAUGCUCCAAUUUUGUGGUUUUAAUAAAAUUGAAGAUUUCAUAUCCAAAGUAAUACCAGAUAGUAUAUUAUUACAAAGGGAUUUGAAAUUGGAAAAUGAAACAAGUGAAGCAGAACUCAUCAGGCGUUUAAAGUUGCUCAUGAACAAGAAUGAAGUUUGGCGUUCUUAUAUCGGGCAAGGAUAUUAUGGUACUAUAACACCAUCUACAAUACAACGUAACAUAUUUGAAAAUCCCGGUUGGUACACCUCAUACACACCAUACCAACCUGAAAUAAGCCAAGGUCGUUUAGAAUCACUAUUUAAUUAUCAGACAAUGAUAUCAGACUUAACGGGUUUGGAGAGAGCAAAUGCAUCUUUGUUGGAUGAAGGUACAGCAUCUGCAGAAGCUAUGUGUUUGGCAGUCAGAUAUACAAACAGAAAAAGGUUUCUCCUCGAUAGGAGAUGUCAUCCACAAACUAUUAAUGUCGUCACAUCUAGAGCAAAGAAUCUUAGUAUUGAAAUUGAAGUUAUUUCCAUAGACAAUGUCGAUCACGCAAAAGAAAUUAUUAGUACUGGACAGUUCUCUGGAUAUCUACUACAGUAUCCAGAUACAGAAGGUAAUAUAUGGGAUGAUAAGAUAUGUGCAGUUGCUGAAGUAACGAAAUCAAAUAAGACGCUUCUCAUCACAGCGACCGACUUGUUAGCUCUUACACUUAUUGAAUCACCUGGAAGUUUAGGUGCUGAUAUAGCUGUUGGAUCUUCACAACGUUUUGGAAUACCGAUGGGUUUUGGAGGACCCCAUGCAGCAUUUAUUUCCUCAACUGAAGCACUUACCAGAUUAUUACCAGGAAGAAUAGUCGGUCUUUCUAAGGAUGCGAUGAACCAACCUGCGUAUAGGCUUGCCUUACAAACACGGGAACAGCAUAUUCGUAGAGAUAAAGCCACAAGUAACAUCUGCACAGCCCAAGCAUUACUUGCUAAUAUGGCUGCUUUCUAUGCUGUUUAUCAUGGUCCAGAAGGAUUAAAACGAAUAGCUUCACGUAUCCAUAGAAACACUUUACGUUUAGUAUCAGCUCUAGAAAAUGCCGGUUAUAAGAUUGCCAAUCAGACUGCAGUAUUUGAUACAAUUAAAGUGUUACCGAAUUCUAAACAAAAUUGUCUUCAGUCUAUUCAAAGAAAGGCAUUCGAAAAACGAGUAAAUCUCUUAUACUAUCCAGACGGUGGGGCAGUUGGUUUAUCAAUAGAUGAAACUCUAACUGGUGAAGAUUUUAAUGACCUAAUGUACAUUUUCGGAGCAACUCGAGUGAAGCCUAAGGAACAUUCAAUUUUCGCUAUCAACAGAUAUCCUAAUUUAAUGCGUAAACAUAGCUAUUUAACACAUCCUGUAUUCAAUUCUUUUCACUCAGAGACUGAAUUGUUACGGUAUAUGAAAAAACUCGAGAAUAAAGAUAUUUCUUUAGCACAUUCUAUGAUACCGUUAGGCUCUUGCACUAUGAAACUAAAUGGUACAACUGAACUACUUGCUUGCUCAUGGGAUAAUGUCAACAAACUGCACCCUUUUGUACCGAAAAAACAAGUUACUGGUUAUUUGGAAUUGAUUGCACAACUGGAAAAUGACAUCAAAGAGAUAACUGGCUAUGAUUAUGUUUGUCUUGCACCGAAUAGUGGAGCACAGGGUGAGUACGCUGGACUAAAAGCUAUCAAAGGAUAUCUGGAUAGGAAAGGUGAACACAAACGUACAAUUUGUUUAAUCCCUACCUCAGCACAUGGGACAAAUCCUGCUAGUGCUCAAAUGGCUGGUAUGACUGUCAAACACGUGAAAACUACAUCAACUGGUAGUCUAGACAUGAACCAUCUGGAAGAACAAACUUCUCUAUAUAAAGAUCACUUGGCAGCCAUUAUGAUCACCUAUCCAAGUACAUUUGGUGUGUUUGAUAGUAAUGUUCAAAAAGUGUGUGAAAUCAUUCACGAAGCCGGUGGACAGGUUUUUAUGGAUGGUGCCAAUUUGAAUGCACAGGUUGGUUUAUGCCGCCCUGCUGAUAUUGGUUCAGAUGUUUCGCACAUAAAUUUACACAAAACAUUCAGUAUUCCACACGGUGGAGGUGGACCUGGUUGUGGCCCUGUUUGUGUCAAGUCGCACUUAGCACCAUUUCUUCCUCAACAUUAUUUAUAUGGUUAUACUUGUGUGAGUCUUCCUGAUCACAAAAUGAACAUUGAAAAUAAAUCUUCUGAUCAUUACGCAAUUUGUUCGGCUCCAUUCGGUUCCGCAAGCUUAUUACCAAUAUCAUGGGCAUAUAUGAGGUUGUUAGGCCCGAAAGGUUUGAAGCGAGCGAGUCAGACGGCUUUGUUAAACGCUAAUUAUAUGCUAAAGCGUCUCCGAGACUAUUAUAAUAUACAUUAUGUAAACAGCGCGGGGAUGUGUGCACAUGAAUUUAUAUUAGAUUGUUCACAAUUCUCGAAACAGAAUAUCGAUGUGACUGACAUUGCAAAGCGAUUAAUGGAUUAUGGUUUCCACAGCCCAACUAUGUCAUGGCCUGUGACAUCAAGCCUAAUGAUUGAACCCACGGAGAGUGAAUCUAAAGCCGAGUGCGACCGUCUAUGUGAAGCACUCAUUUUGAUCAGAGGAGAAAUUGACAAGGUGACCAAAGGAGAAUGGGAUAUCGAAUGUAAUCCAUUGAAAAUGGCUCCACAUACUAUGGAAACAGUAAUGGAUUCGAAAUGGGACAGGCCAUAUACACGCCGAGUGGCAGCAUUUCCAGCGCCAUGGCAAAAUGUGAAAGAUGAGUCAGUAAGUAAACGUUCGAAAUUGUGGCCAACUGUGAGUCGGCUGGAUGAUGUAUACGGUGAUCAACACUUGAUAUGCACGUGCUCUUCACUUCUGGAAAAUGAAACCAACUCCAAAGUUUAA